AUGAAGGAGGCAGCCGAGCAGCUGGCAGCUGAAGCCGACAUCUUCUCUUCCUCAGAGGCUGAGGAGAGCGACGGGACGCGCCAUCCAUGGUGUCUGAAUCCCUUGGAGCUGCAGGUUGAGCGAAACAGUCGUGGCAAACCAAAGCAUGUGCUGGGGUCCGGAGGGUUUGCGGUCGUGUACCGGGCCUCGUAUCAAGGCACGGAGGUUGCGGUCAAGGAGCCUCAUAAUCCUCGCGAUCUUGAAGGCAGCAAGCUGAUGCGGAAAGCAUUCUUCAGAGAGGCCAACAACCUCUUCAGAAUACAUCAUCGCAACGUGAUAGAGCUGGUCGGAGCCAUGGUCGUGGACGAGGAAGGGAACCCUUGCUUCCUGCUGGUCACCGAGCUACUGCGGCGACCCCUCACCGAGUACAUCGAGGAGACGAUGAAGCCAGCGAGUGAGAGCGAGCGAAGAGCGCGGGGCCACGUGGUGAUGCUUGGACUGGCGGAGGGUCUGGCGUACCUGCACUCUAUGCGCAUCAUCCAUAGGGACAUCAAGCCCCAGAACAUCAUGCUUGACGACAAGGACAUCCCAAAACUCAUCGACUUUGGGCUCUCAAAGGAGAAGGAAGAGAUUGCUCAUUCCAAAGGAAGCACUAGGCUUGCAGGAACAAUGAGCUGGAUGUCGCCAGAGAAGCGACGAAGCAAGCCUACGUCCACCGCAUCUGACGUGUACGCCCUCGGGCUGGUGAUGAUGAAUGUGAUGACGCUUGAGACGCCGCCGGAGAGCCAGGAGGAGCGCGAGAAGCUGCUCAAGGAAACGAGUGACAAGGGAGUGAGCGGGCAGGUGUCGCUAUGGUGCAUACACGAGGACCCGUCGAGGAGGCCGACGGCGGCUACUGUUGCAAUGAGCUUGACGAUGGACCGAGAUCUAUGCGGGGGAGGGGAAGUGCUGACAGGUGAGUCGAAGGUGUAA
Guillardia theta CCMP2712 is the source of this 951-nucleotide messenger RNA. RefSeq lists its product as hypothetical. Lineage: Eukaryota; Cryptophyceae; Pyrenomonadales; Geminigeraceae. The coding region runs from base 1 to 951 and encodes 316 amino acids. The record is from RefSeq and is a predicted model, not a curated record. Gene Ontology annotation, biological process: protein phosphorylation. The transcript has a single exon. Gene Ontology annotation, molecular function: protein kinase activity; ATP binding.